Molecule: messenger RNA, 796 nt
Organism: Opisthocomus hoazin
Lineage: Eukaryota; Metazoa; Chordata; Aves; Opisthocomiformes; Opisthocomidae
Source: RefSeq, a predicted model, not a curated record
GCAGGAUCUGGAUGCUGCAUUGCCACUUAUAGAGCUCUACAAAGAUAAAUUGGUGGGGAUCGGAGAGGUUGGACUAGAUUUCACUCCCAGAUUUGCCAGCACGGAUGAGCAGAAGGAAGGACAAAGACAGGUUUUGAUCAAGCAGAUCGAGUUAGCAAGAAGACUGGAUUUGCCUUUAAAUGUUCAUUCCCGCUCAGCUGGAAGACCAACCAUUAAUCUCUUAAAGGAACAAGGUGCUACGAAGGUGUUGCUCCAUGCGUUUGAUGGGAAGCCGUCUGUAGCCAUGGAAGGGGUGAAAGCUGGAUACUUCUUUUCCAUUCCUCCUUCCAUUAUAAGGAGUGAACAGAAGCAGAAGCUUGUGAAACUGUUACCUCUGGAAAGUAUGUGCUUGGAAACUGACUCUCCUGCUCUGGGGCCUGAAAAACAGGUGAGAAAUGAACCAAAAAAUAUUCACAUUGCUGCAGAAUAUAUUGCCAAAAUUAAAGGAAUUCCAGUUGAAGAAGUUAUAGAAGUGACUACACAGAAUGCACUGAAAGUAUUUCCCAAACUUCGGAACUUUCUUCGGAUAUAGAUUCAGAAACUGAAAUAUGUGAUAUUGCGGAAACUAUUAUUUAUGGUGUAGUUAAUAAAAACAAUGUGCAUCUUGUCUUGAAAUGGAGUUUUGCUGUUGGAAAGUUCAAGAAGUGAGCAGAACGUUACAUAGAUGCAUAGGAUGAAUAUAGGGAGUUUCUCAAAGACCUUUGAUGUGCACCAUCGUCAUCUCCUGGAUGCGAUAAAGACAGGUUGUUCAUUUGCA